GCAACAGCACCAGCAGCAUCUGAAGUUCUGAACGGAGUAACAAGUGACAGGGAAGGAGGAUGUCGGGAGCCCAGGGCGCGCACCCGGUCGGCCAGACGACGCCGACGACGUACGAGUCGGUGGGCGGCGGGGAGAACCGCACGCGCACGGACGUGCGGUCGCGGGAGGACCAGGGCGCCAUCCAGAUCGAGAAGGUGCAGGACAAGGUCGACGAUGCCGCGGGGCGCGGGGUGGACCGCGGCGCCUUCGGCGACAAGAAGGAGGGCCGCCACGCCGACGCCGACGCCGACGCAGGGGCCACCGGCACCGGCGCGUGAGGGUGACCGGCCGGGGCCAUGGCUCGCGCGCUCGUGCUGUGCGCGUGUCCGCGAUAGCUGUGCGUUUGUUCCUGCUCUGAUGGCAACGACUGAUGAAUGAAAUAAGAGCACCUCCAAGAGUUUGGCAA
Molecule: messenger RNA, 445 nt
Organism: Panicum virgatum (switchgrass)
Lineage: Eukaryota; Viridiplantae; Streptophyta; Magnoliopsida; Poales; Poaceae
Exons: 1
Coding region: 60-317 (85 amino acids)
Source: RefSeq, a predicted model, not a curated record